This is a messenger RNA of Penicillium subrubescens, 1077 nucleotides long. RefSeq lists its product as uncharacterized. The record is from RefSeq and is a predicted model, not a curated record. NCBI's taxonomy places the organism in Eukaryota, Fungi, Ascomycota, Eurotiomycetes, Eurotiales, Aspergillaceae. Bases 1 to 1077 code for a protein of 358 amino acids. The transcript is spliced from 5 exons.
AUGAGUACGAGUCAACCGCACGAUGUCUACCACACGGUUAAUCUGGUGACGCAAAUUCUAUGCAUCCCGAUCGUCUCGAUCUUCGUGGCUUUGCGCUUCUAUACCCGAUGGCGAUUCAGGCAGAGCCUCGGUGUUGAGGAUUAUGCUUGCGCUGUGGCUUGGGGGUUGUUCAUGGGAUACUGCGCUAUUGGUAUCGUCGUCGGCAAUCAUGGCGGAGGUUACCACUUCGACCAGUUGAGCCACGAGACCCAGAUUCAAUACAGGAAGUUCUGCUAUAUCGCCACCAUCCUCUACUGCCCGAUGGCCCUCUUCGUCAAGAUCGCCCUCCUAGCCAUCCUCACUCGCAUCUUCGCGCCAUACCGCGGCAAGGUGUGGUUCAUCUACAUCCUACUCGGCUGCCUCUGCACCUACUACAUCAUCGCCCUCAUUAUCAAGAUCCGCAUGUGUUAUCCCAUUCCUCUAUACUGGCUGGGAGAGCUUCCGAACGGAGAGGGCUCAUGUCUUGACCAAGCUGCUGCCCUGAUCGCCGACUCGGUCAUCAGUGUUGUUAGCGAUCUCAUCAUCCUCAUCCUACCACUGCCAUUGACCUGGUCACUUCAAAUGUCGCGCAGUCGGAAGCUUCGCGUCAUUGGACUUCUCAGUGCUGGAGGUCUUGCGACUGGGUUUAGUGUCUAUCGGUUGAUUCUAGUCCUCAAGGACGGAUCGUCCCCGGAUGCUAGCAUCCUGUUUAUAUGUGUCAUUAUGUCUGGCAAUGCCGAGGGUGGCGUUGGAUUGAUCUGCGCCUGUCUUCCCGUUCUCAACGUCCUCAUCUCACACUACAGGAAAGAGUACUCGUCACAAAAAUACUAUAACCAGGGCUCGGAUAUUCAACUGGGCGAACGCAAGUCCGGCAACAUCUCUCAGUCCGCCAGCCGCUUCGGCAAGACGCCCAACUUCGGCGAUCAGAACGAUCAAAGUCAUCUCAUCUCCUUUGCUGGAACUCCAGAUGCGUCCGACUCCAUUUAUAAUGAUGAUGGAAUCAGAAAGACGGUUGCAGUGUCACAGACUGUGGAAAGUGCCGAUGGCGAUAGUCGAUGA